AUGGAUCCGGCUGAUAAGGAGAAAACAGCGUUCACAACUGGAACUGAUUUUUUCCAGUUCACCGUCAUGCCUAUGGGUCUCCGCAAUGCGCCCUCGACCUUCCAACGCCUAAUGCAACUUGUGUUACGCGGAUUGCAUUGGGAAUCUGUGCUCGUCUACUUAGAUGAUGUGAUCGUGUUUGGUCGCUCAUUCGAGGAGAAGCUUGUUCGGUUGCGCGCUGUUUUUGACCGGUUGAGAGCAGCUGGGCUCAAAUUGCGCCCAGAUAAGUGUAACUUUUUCAAAGAGAAAGUUACAUUUCUAGGUCAUGUGAUCUCUCCCACAGGAGUUCUCCCUGACCCAGCGAACAUUGACAAAGUUCGUUCAUGGCCUACUCCUAAGAAUGUUACUGAAUUGCGAGCAUUUCUUGGCCUGUGUUCAUAUUAUCGUCGCUUUGUCAAGAGUUUCGCCCACAUUGCACAACCACUGUACAAUUUGAUUCAGAAAGGGGCACAUUUCUCAUGGUCUGGUGAUUGUGAGCAUGCAUUCCAUACCCUGCGUCAUACUCUGAUCUCACCCCCUCUCAUGUCGUUCCCUGACUUUUCACAACCAUUCACCCUCCACACAGAUGCAUCGAAUUUUGCUGUUGGUGCAGUCCUCACCCAACAACAUGGCAACGACGAGCAUGUCAUUGCAUAUGCCAGUAAGACGCUAACUCCGUCGGAGAGACGUUGGUCUACUUAUGACCGUGAGUUGUGGGCGCUUGUAUGGUCUGUUCGUCAUUUCCGUCACUAUUUAUUGACGUCGAAAUUCACCAUCAUAACUGAUCAUAAGCCCUUGGUUGGUCUGACAAAACUGUCAGUUGGACAUGAUGCUGGUAUCGCCACCUCCCGCCGCAGUAGAUGGGCUCUCGAACUCGACACAUUUGAUUGGAUAAUUGUUCAUCGAGAAGGGGCUAAACAUGCUAAUGCUGAUGCCUUGUCUCGUAUACCAUCUCCAUCUGAGCACCACUGUGUGGCCACUGUAUCUCCUGCUUCAAUUCCCCCUCCUCCCCCUCAUCCGCCAGCACCACCACCUCCUCCGCCUCCCCCUCUACCCUCUACACCCCUCCAUACACAUGCAUCCCCUCAGCUCACUCACCUGGAUCAGCCCCCAAUACCUCCUCUCUUCACGUCUUCUGUAUCCAACCUAUCCUCACUAGGGCCUCAUCAUUCAUCCCAGCCUUCCUCCUCCUCUCCCUUGUCCCCACCAGUAACUACUCUUCAGCCUCCCUCCCCUAUUUCUUCCCCAUCAUCUUCCAGUGAUGAAAAUGCAUUUUAUGCAUCACUACUUGAUAAUGGUCAUCGUUUGCAUCAAGCUCAACAUGCUGACCCUACUCUUCGCCUAGUCAAAUCUUGGACUCGUUCCGGAUUAUUUCCUCCCAGGUCAUCAAUCCCAAGCUGUGAAACUUCUCUUCGUAAGUUUCACAGUGAACGUGAUCGUUUGGAAGUCUGUGAUGGUCUUCUUUGCCGUCGUAAACGCCUCCCUUCUGGAUCUCUCGUCAAACAGGUUGUCAUUCCCCACUCACUCGUCCCUGAUGUUCUAUCUAUUCUCCAUGGUUCCCCUCUCUCGGGUCAUUUUGGUACCGACAAAAUGGUGCUCAAAGCGGACUCUCUUUGUUUCUGGCCUGGAAUGCGUGUUGAUAUAGCAGCUUUCUGCAGUCGCUGUAUCCCAUGCCAGAGGCGGCGUGCCCCUGUCCCUGCCCUUCGUGCCCCCCUCAAACCCAUUUCAGCUAGCAAACCGUUUCAACGCAUUGCUGUUGAUAUAACGGAGCUCCCAAUCACUCCCCGUGGCAACCGUUAUGUGUUAGUUAUCAUGGAUUAUUUCACCAAAUAUGUCAAUCUAUAUCCCAUGGCUAACCAGAAAGCUACGACAGUCGUUGACUGCCUGUUCGAUAAAUUUGUUUGUCAACAUGGCAUUCCUGAAUCUAUUCAUUCGGACCAGGGUCGUCAGUUUUGAAUCUAACAUUGUUGCCGCCUUAUGUAAAAGACUUGAGAUAUCAAAGACCCGUACUACUCCAUACCAUCCUCAGUCAGAUGGUAUGGUUGAGCGCCACAAUCGUACGCUCAAGAAUGAAAUCGGAAAGCGGCUCUCUGGGGCCCUCACUGACUGGGACCUCGUUCUCAAUCAGCACCAACUUGCAUAUAAUACCACGCCCCACUCUACUACUGGAUUUACCCCUUUCUUCCUCGUUCAUGGGCGUGAGGCCCGUUUGCCCCUCACAAUCUUAACAUCAUCCUCCCCUGUACCCUCUUCCCAUACGUCAGAUGACUAUGCUACAGCAGUGCUCAAUCGUCUCCAAUCCGCAUUUCAACAAGCUGAUGCAAAGACAGAAAAGGCACGGGAUCGACAAAAGUUUCAGUAUGACAAGUCUACACGAUUUGUCCCAUAUGAAGUUGGUGAUGUAGUGCUCAUUACUGAUCCUGCUGCAUCCCAUGAUAAGCUAGCUGCUAAGUGGAAAGGCCCGUAUCGUGUCAUGCGAAGAGAUGACGAUGGUAUCCGUUACCAUCUUGCUGACGCUUCGAACCCCAAAUCCCCCCCAUAAGGUGAUUCACUAUAAUCGCCUUAAACCGUAUCUUGCCCCCACCCUGCAGUCAUCUCAUUUGAAUUCUCCACAACCCGCGCCCCGCCACGUCAAUGAACACCCAUCAACCUUGGGUGAUGAUAUAUUGCCCGUCUUUGUCCCAUUAUCUGAUAACCAUGCCAACCAACCCAUCCCUGCCCCCAGCCCUCCCUCUGCUACACAUAUGUCGCCCACACCUUCCCCUUCCCAUGAUGCCCAUGCCCGCAAUCAUGACCCCCGAUGUUGUACUCGAUCAGGUCGCAUUGUCAGGCCCCCUGAUUAUUUUGGUACUCCGAUCCUUUCAGAUUCUGUAUGAUUUUCAGUGAUUGCCUUUUAUUUUUCAUUUCUCUAUGGUUCCAAUAUCCGGUUGUUGCAGUUUGGAUAUUCUAUACUUUUGUAUGUGUAGAUAUAUUUUCUCUUUGUUUUGAUUAGUAUGUUGGUUUAUGUCGCACUUUUGAACUAUGUUUUUCGUAUUUUAUUACAACAUUAUAUGCAUGUGGUUAACUUGGUGUGUGUAUUGUCUCAUAUUGUUGAUGUAGCAUAUCACUAUUCACGAACUUCAAUAAAUUCAGAGUUCGCACUCAGUUGGCAUCUAUGUAAUGUUCCCAUGUGUACAUGUAUUUUACUGUCAGUUUCUGUGCUUUUGGCAUGUUUUCCAAGUACUCAAAAUUUUUAUACUUCUUUCAGGUUUAUGGCUGAUCAAAUUUUAUGCCAUCAUCAAUUUCACUGAAACAUUCUUUUUUUUUAAUUGCUACAACAUCAUAAUCAGUAUGAAAUGUACAUAAUGUAAAUAUGUUGUUUGUAUCUUAUGAUUUUUUUUUUCUGUUAUCAUUUAUGCCACAUUAGUCAUUUCCUGUAAAUUGUCAGUUUAUUCCUUAUCGUUUUAGUUUUUUUAGUAUAGUAUGCUUUAUUCCUUCACUGUAUUUCUCUAUUUCACAUUUCAUGAUAUCUGCUCAUUGUUGGUUCUAACAUGCAUAGUCAAUUUGCAGUUCAAUUUUGUUUGAAUUUAAUAUUAAAUCCACAUUUUGUUUUCAGAUCCUGUACAGUCAAAAUAUAGUUUUGGUUGAUAACGAUAGAUUCUUGGUAUUCAUUUUUUUUUUUUUUUUUUUUUUGUCCCACUCUUCAAGAUAUACAAUACUGCACUGAAUGUUUUUAUUGCCAGUGCUCAACCACUGUCAAGCCAAGGACUCGUUUAGUGAGAAUUCCCUGGUCAGACCUACCGAAAUGGGUGCUUAUGAUGACAUAUGUGUUGCUAAAUUGCAAACCAUAGUCAAUUUUUUUUUAAAAGAUGCAUUUCCCUAUUCACUAGUGCAAAGACAAUAAUACCAGACUUUGUUUCUCUU
Molecule: messenger RNA, 3921 nt
Organism: Lytechinus variegatus (green sea urchin)
Lineage: Eukaryota; Metazoa; Echinodermata; Echinoidea; Temnopleuroida; Toxopneustidae
Exons: 1
Coding region: 1-1974 (657 amino acids)
Biological process (GO): DNA integration
Molecular function (GO): nucleic acid binding
Source: RefSeq, a predicted model, not a curated record